AUGAAGAGCAUUUCCCUCUAUAUUUGUGCGGCACUGAUGUUUGCGUGCACACUGGCAUUACCUGUGGAUAAUAGAAGGGUGUCUUCUGACUCCUUGGAUCUGGAGAAAAAAUAUGCUCCAAAUCCACCUGCUACGCAUAGCAUUAUACUCGUAGUCAUGUUCACGGAUCCUGAGAAUUCUGAAGUUACAACACAGAAAAUGACAAUAGAUUUAUACGGGACCAUGGUUCCCAGGACGGUAAUGGAUUUCUCGCAAUAUGCUGGCAGUAUGAAAGGUCGUAUUAGAUCGCGCCAGAGAGGAUCACAAGAGCGUGAUUUUGACAAGAUUCUACCGAAUGGAGCCAUCCGGGGUGGCCCUAUCUCUCCUACCUCUGCUGAAGAAGCGGGAAAUUUGGCUUCCCUCUUUGAAGAGAACCACAGUUUGACUCAUGAUAGACCAGGCAGGGUUUCUAUGAUCAAAGGUGAUGCGGGUUCCAAGUUUAUAAUUGGAACCAGUGACACGUCGUAUGAAGGUGAUAGUGUUGUCUUCGGGCAAGUAAUUUCUGGAUUGAAGGUUUUGAUGGACAAAUUAGCUAAUGUGGAAACGGAUGAAGAUGGCAGGCCCGACCACCCAAUCACGAUAGCCUACAUUUCAUCGAAUAAGAAUAAUGACAUGGACCCGAAGAAAGCCCAUGAACAGUAUUUACAAAGACUCUCAGAUUAUCAAAACGGUGAUUUGGAGAAAGGUGUCACUUUAAAAAACUAUCUUUACCGGUCUAACGAAAGGAAAUUAGAAGAUAUAAGAUACAAUCAGCUUCACCAUCCUUUGCCCAGAAUUGUGCUUGGUAUCUCAAUAUUAAUGGUCUUGUAUGUUUUGGCCAAGUACAGGAAGAAAAUAUUCAGUAAAUCAUCAUCCAAAAUAGUUUCUAUUAGAGAGGAUUGA
This is a messenger RNA of Saccharomyces kudriavzevii IFO 1802, 921 nucleotides long. RefSeq names its product peptidylprolyl isomerase family protein CPR8 (gene CPR8). The transcript has a single exon. Gene Ontology annotation, molecular function: peptidyl-prolyl cis-trans isomerase activity. Gene Ontology annotation, cellular component: fungal-type vacuole; endoplasmic reticulum. Gene Ontology annotation, biological process: protein peptidyl-prolyl isomerization. The record is from RefSeq and is a predicted model, not a curated record. Bases 1 to 921 code for a protein of 306 amino acids. Lineage: Eukaryota; Fungi; Ascomycota; Saccharomycetes; Saccharomycetales; Saccharomycetaceae.